GGUGUAAACUGACUAACUGAUGAUGCUGCGGCCAGACGAAAGUAUCAGAUAAUCGGCCCGUCGCAACACAUUAUGGGUGCAAAUAUGGGCAAGAACUCGAGCCUGCUCGACGCGCUACCAUCCACGCAGGGCACGCUCCACGUGGUCAUGCUCGGUCUCGACUCCGCCGGCAAAACUACAGCGCUCUACAGGCUCAAGUUCGACCAGUAUCUUAACACCGUCCCGACUAUAGGUUUCAAUUGUGAAAAGGUUAAAGGUACAAUCGGAAAAUCUAAAGGAGUCAAUUUUCUCGUAUGGGAUGUAGGUGGACAAGAGAAACUCCGGCCCUUAUGGAAAUCAUAUACACGUUGCACGGAUGGCAUUAUAUUUGUUUUGGAUUCCGUCGACAUUGAGAGAAUGGAAGAAGCUAAAAUGGAGCUGAUACGUACAGCUAAGUCCCCUGAUAAUGCAGGAGUACCAAUUCUUGUACUAGCGAAUAAACAAGAUUUACCGGGAGCGAAGGAACCUCGCGAGUUAGAAAAGCUUCUGGGACUACACGAACUCGUGUCAUCGCCUCACGGUUCGCGCGACGCACACUCAUGGCAUGUCCAACCGGCUUGUGCUAUUACCGGCGAAGGUCUUCAUGAAGGUCUUGAAGCAUUAUACGAAAUGAUACUCAAAAGAAGAAAACUGGCCAAAUUACAAAAGAAACGUGUCAGAUAAAUGAUUAUAACUCGUUUGCCUAGUAAUAGUCAAUAGCAGUAGAAAAGUUAAAUAAUGCUCAUGGUAUGGACGUUUGAUUAAUAAUGUCCUGGAUUGAACACCAAAUAUUGUUUUACUAUAGGUUUAUAAAGUAUCAUGAAGAUAUUCCAUCAUAGUGUUGCUCAAAUUUUUUUGAACAUUUUGAGGUGAUAGAAUAUUUUGAUAAUUGAUUUAACCGCUAGAUAUUUUCUUUUGAAAAUAGCUAAGGGAUCAAACUUAACGCCUAAUUUAAUUUCAACUUUGCUAUAAUUGCAGAAACAUGUGUGAAUAUAUAAUGUAAAAUAUACACCGACGUUUAUUACUAUAUAACGAAAUAACUAUAAAUUUUAUCUAAAUUCAAAACAUCAAUGACCCUAUAUUCUAUAGUUUGUUUCAUUUCAUGAACAAAGGUGAAAAAAAAACUCCAAGGCCAUUAUUAUGUAUUUACUAUACGAUUACUAAACUAUUUAAGAACUGAAUACCAAAGUUAAUUUCGUGUUUAAGAAACAGUGUACUGUGUCCGAAAACUAUUUUAUUCCGUCUGAAUAAAACACAUUGUUUAGACGUACGACUCAUAUGAUGACUUGCGUUAGAUCAUAAGUAACACUUUUCCCUAUGUCCUCACUGUUGUUUCAUUCUGUCUUCUAAACUCUUGUAUAUAAACAAGCUGUAAAUAUAUUUUAGGACUGCAUUUACAAUUAUAGAUAUUUCUGUGCCCAAAACAUCACAUAAAUAAAUAAAGACAAGUUAAAUUAAGCAGCAAACAUAUUAAAGCUAUGAAAAUCCUAAAGAAAAGAUUCAGAAAGGAAAUUCAGACCGCAAUAUAGAGUACACAACAAACUGUCAUAUAAAUGUUUACUGAUAGAGGUAAAUUAAUUAGGUAUUUAUUUAUUUACUUACUCAAAUAUAUUACUAGUAUAAUAUAACCAAUGUAUUGAAUUAAAUAAGCUUUUACCAGAAUUUAUGUUACUCACCCUGUAAAUAUGUAAAUUCCAAGUAAAUAGUUAUUCGUUAAUACCAGGAAACCAAACAUUUAUAUGAGUAGAUAGAUUACUUUUUGUUGUUAUAUUUGUUUUAUAAAAAAAAACAUUAAUGAUAUUGUAAUGUAUUGUGUUUUAUGGUGAUACGUAAAUGUUAUUUUUAUUGAAUCCCCGUAAUAAAGUCUGUUUUGAAUAAA
Messenger RNA from Melitaea cinxia (Glanville fritillary), 1897 nucleotides. RefSeq names its product ADP-ribosylation factor-like protein 4C (gene Arl4). The transcript has a single exon. Gene Ontology annotation, cellular component: cytoplasm. Gene Ontology annotation, biological process: vesicle-mediated transport; intracellular protein transport. The coding region runs from base 73 to 702 and encodes 209 amino acids. The record is from RefSeq and is a predicted model, not a curated record. Gene Ontology annotation, molecular function: GTP binding; GTPase activity. NCBI's taxonomy places the organism in Eukaryota, Metazoa, Arthropoda, Insecta, Lepidoptera, Nymphalidae.